This is a messenger RNA of Aspergillus novofumigatus IBT 16806, 1391 nucleotides long. RefSeq lists its product as uncharacterized. The transcript has a single exon. The annotation marks the transcript as partial. Lineage: Eukaryota; Fungi; Ascomycota; Eurotiomycetes; Eurotiales; Aspergillaceae. The record is from RefSeq and is a predicted model, not a curated record.
CACCAAAAUAGGGCCGGCUAAACAUCAUUUCAGAUCUUCUCAAUACUCCAAAUACACCACAUAGAGGGGAUUUACGAAGCCAAUACACGUCAUAGCAAUAGGAAAUGAACCCCCUGCGGUAUCUGGCCCCUCCCUGCCCCUUUGGGGACAUCUCAAACUCCACCCCGGAGGAGAUCGAGGGUAGAGAGUUAUUUGCGAGUUGUCUCUUAAAUAAUUCACACAUGAGCAUGUCAGAUUCAGACAGAGAUGCCAUCCGCGCAUACAGAGAUGCAUGCCGCCGUCUUGAUAUCGGGGACAGCCAGACGCGCGAAAGCGACAUGCAAGCCGUUAGAGAAUACGAGCAAUCGCUACAAACCAACGGACCAGCGAAUCUUUGUUUUGACCUGGCUACCAGGACCAAGAUGGGCGAAGAGCUCGAUAACCUCCAUGAUAUGUGGAACUAUGUCCGUUAUGAGAAGUACCUCCCCGCCACGGUCAAGGAAGAUGCGGAAAAGCAUCCCUCGUCUAAAGUCUCGGACCCCUGGCACAAGGCCUUCUGGAAGCCGUUCUAUGGACGGCUCGAAGCCGAGGCAGAUGCGUGGGCUCAAGUCAUGUCGGGCAAAAACAACCUUAACGAAUGUCCGACAUACCUUCUGCUGGCCCUGUUGUGUGAACAGCAAACCAUGGACUGGGAUGAGACGAUCGCGCUGAUCAGAUACUGCGCCGUCGAGGGUGUCGAACUCCCGAAAGCGGAUUUUGUGGAUUACUUGAAGGCCAAAGAUGUUACUGGUCUCGCGAAGAGGCUGGACCUCGAUGAAAACACCAUCGCCUUGUCUACGGAGUAUGUCAUGGGCGUCGGCACGAUGCUCCUCGCCUACUUCAGGAUGCAUCUCCCCGAGGCGCUGUAUGAGUGUGAUCUUGAACCGGAAAGAUGGGUCCCUAAGAAGCGAUUGCAUGAUUUGAUGGCGCUUCAGGACGGAUACGAGCAAGCAGUCCAGGAGUUAAUCCGGGAGAUUUUCUAUGAGAUGGUCCUCGGUGGAUCUGACGAUGAUGACGAGGAGGGUUGGGACGAUGAUGAUGAUGAUGAUACGGAUGAGGAUGAUAUCAUGGAUGAGGCUGACUGAUGGUGAUGUUGACGUUUCUGCCUUGAUGUCCUCUCUGCGUGGUUUAUUGUCCUAAUGGUUACAACGACAACCUACAAGGGCAAUAGUGAGGCUGCGGAAUAUCAAUGGGAUCUGUCAGACUCGGGAUGAUUAUGGACGGUUCAUUUCUUUCAAAAAUUUUCCUUAUUUUUUCAUGAUUCCAUGUCUUCUAAGACCAUACGCGGGAUGAAACCAUGUCUGAUACCCUCUGUUUAGAAAAAAGUAUUCAGUUGCGCAGUCCCAAAACACCAAUAUUCUAUGUGAUACUUC